Molecule: messenger RNA, 1806 nt
Organism: Momordica charantia (bitter melon)
Lineage: Eukaryota; Viridiplantae; Streptophyta; Magnoliopsida; Cucurbitales; Cucurbitaceae
Source: RefSeq, a predicted model, not a curated record
AUUCCGAUUCAAAAAUUUAAAACUCUCACUCCCACUCGCACUCCCACUUACAGUAAGAACCAUCCUGCAACCUUCUUCUUCGUCUUCCUCUGUUCUAUUCUAUUUUAUAUAUAAAUUUACUCUGUCUUCUGCUUUUUCUUCUACCUUGAGAUCUUCACCUCAUUUCCCUCAAUUUCUCAUUUUUCUCUAAAAGACACUGAAAUUAAUGGAAGUUUUGGUUCUUCCUUUUCCAUACCCAUUCUCCGCUGUGCUUUAAAUGCUCCACCCUCCACUCCAGUACUACUCAUCCAUGUCUCCUUAAUUGCUACUUUUUUCCUCUCUCAUCGUUCUUUACAAAUUCAAAAUCCUCUGUUUCUCUCUCUCUAGUUUUCGAUUUUGUUUGAUUUCGUUUUUGAAUUGAUUAUGGCGCUGGCGUCUUCUUCUGAUUGGAGCCUCGUGGCGGCGAAAUCUAGGUCGCUCAUGCUCAAGGAUUAUCUUCGAGAUGAAAUCGGCUCUUCUUCCUCUAAUGGCUGUGGAAAUCGUUUCAGGAAUUUCUCGACGAGAAAGAACCGCCGUCGCCUCGUCAUCAGAAUCGCUCCGACUCCGCCGCCUGCACCGCCAUUGCCGUCGCCGGUAGAAACUCGAUCAGUUCUUGCAGUAACAGCAACAGUUGGACGGAGAGCGAAUUCGCUUCGGAGAUGAUACCGUCUUCCAGCGGUAAUUCCGAGAGUUCCAGCGAAAACGACGCCGUCAAAGAUGUUAAGGAUUCGCCUGAAAAUUUCAUCGGCAAAAGAGAAGGCGUAACGUUCGGAAAAGAUUCCAUGGAGGAAACAACCGCCGACGCCGCAACUACCACUGCCUAUCGGGAGGAAAUCGUUAAGGAGCAAUGGCGGAGUGAGGAAGAGAAAGAACAGUUCAGUCCAGUUUCGGUGUUGGAUUUUCCUUUCGAUGACGAAGAUCAACACAUCUCCUCAUCUUUCAACUGCAAUCUUCACCUCAUCGAAGGGAAGAAGCAGAAGAAUCCGCCGAAGACGAGGCGAUUCGAGAACGGAGCCGAAUUGGAACCACUGGACCUGAAGAAGCGAUUCGCAGAUUUAGGGCUUCGCCGCGAUUUCUGCUUGAUAUCAAAAACAGAGCACCAGAGGGAGGAGAGGGCGUUGGAAAUUCUGAAUCUCGUCAAAUCGAGGAUCAAAUCGGAAUGCUUCAUAGUCAGAACGGAGAAUCUGCUGCUUGAUUUCUUCCACGAGAAGCUCGAGGAGAUCGAAUCGACGGCGGAUGAGAGCGGAUGCCGAAGAGGAGGUGAUUUUGAGUUUGAGUUUAAGGCAGAGGUUUUGAAAUUGACGGAAGAUUGGAUCGACGGAGGAACGGCGUUGAUGACGACGGGAUGGGAGGUGGCGGAGGGGCGGAGUUUGUACGUUAAUGAAAUGGAGAAGGCCGGAAAGUGGAGAAGUUUCGCCGGAGAAAAGGAAGAAUUGGCGUCGGAGUUGGAAGCUGAGGUUUGGAUUUCCUUGCUCCACGAGCUAUUAAUUGACCUCUGCUAGCUUCGAUUUAUUUAUUUUCUCUCAUUUAAAAAAAAAAAAGUUCGUAGCUAAUUAGCAGCCAAAUCUACUUGUUAAUAAUGGAUUAAAAAAAAAGCCUAAAAUUUUAGUUGAAUUGAAAUUAUUAUCACUCAUAUUAGGGCGGCAAGUAGGUUUGGCUACUGACUAGUUUUUGAGCUUUGAAGUUAUAUAUUUCAUAAUUCUCUAUGAAAUUGGUGCCUAAACUGCGUACUGUAUUUGCAAAUUUUGUUGCAUGAAAAGUGAAAAUGGUAAUUGUUUUUCCCUCGUA